AUGAAAAAAUCAAGUACUCUUAAUACUCAAGUUAAUGUUAGUUUCAUUCCAAAGUCUACAACUGAAGGUGCCUUGGCCUUUCUUCGAUCCGAAAUUGGAAAACGAUUAAAAGGUAGUGAUAAAUGUCGUACUGUCACUGAUAUGAAUCGAGAUAAUGAGAGUUCGCCAAAUGAUGCUGAUGUUCGUCUACUUUUUCAAAUGCGAAAGUUUAGAUUUCACCAAAAAUGCCUUAGGGUGUGGGUGUAGGUAUGGGUUGAGAGAAAAACAUCCACACCCACACCCACAUACUUUAAAUACAGAAUCAUAAUAGAUAAGCUGCUGAUCUUAUUUAGUAGUUACACAUAAUUUUUUAUUACAUUUCACUCUUUCAGAUCAAUUUUUAGAUGCUCAGCUGUAGUUAUCCUAUAGCUCACUUAGAUAAACAUAAAGGUGCACUCAAGUCUUGAUCUCCGCAGGGAAUCAGAAGGGUUUUAAGUUCAAUGGCACUUUCAAUAAACAAAUACAUUCGAAAGCGUUACAGAUACAGAGGUUCAGGAAUCAAUGAAGACGACUUACUAUGCUCCAGAUGUUAUAUAUCGGAAGAACGCCGAGUGUCGAAUACUUCUGGGUGGGGUGUGGGGUGUGAGGUGUAGAAUGUUGAUGCGGGUAUAGUUAAAGAGAAGAUUUUCAUCUCAUACCCACGUACCGGAAACCCGUACACGCGCCCACUCUCACACCCACACCCCCAAUUUUAUUUUGAAAAGCCCACAAUAUUCUUUUAAACUAGCAAUCCAGGAUCCAUUUAUAUGAUGAUUUGGCAUAACUGUGUCUUUGCUGAUAUUGAAAUGUGAGCUUUGAUAUUUUGAUCAGAAAUAGUACUUAUACGGAUGUAUGCAGAGAAAAAAUUUGAGCAAAAUAUCUCAUGUAGUUUUGGAGAAAAUCGCCCAUUAGGACCGGGAUUUUUCGAAGAUUCUGACCUUCUUUCAGCUCAUAUCUCGAAAACGAUAGUUUCCAUAUGAUUCAGGUUAAUGACACGGUAACUGGAAUCGAUCUUUCUACAUUUGAACAUUAAAACGAUUUCUAUAACGCUUAUGUUGAGUUGGCAGUAACCAUACGAAAUUCCUAAGUAACUAUGAAAUUUUCUUUUUUUGUGAAUGACAAAUCAUCGUGAAAUUUCACGAUAGAGACUUGAAAAUUACUCCAUGUAUAUAACGUUGAGUGCUCCACCCAAUGGUGAUGUCAGAAGUUUUGUAACAUGUUUCAUUAGAAUAAAAUAAAAUAAAGGAUUUUCGAGGGGGAUUUUUGAUAAAACUCGGCUUUGUCAGCUCGGUUUCCAGCCCAACCGCACGGUCUUAAUCAAAACAAAAUAUAGAUUCUUACACAACUUGACAAGCUCUACACAACCGAUAUACUAAGAAAUUGCCGACUGAAUGUCGAUAUAGAUUUGGGAGACCCUGCUUCGAAGCAUCCAUAUGCUGUUAAUCAGACUUCGUCGUGCAUGAUAUUAAAAUUAAAAUACUUUUUUUUCUGGAUAAGGGUGCGGAUGUGUACGAGUGUUCUCUUAGUCUAGUCACACCUACAUGUACAUUCUCACCCACAUGCACGCACACAGACCUUUUCAAGCUUUGACGUUUCAGCUAUUCCAGUAUUCAAUCAUUCCAUUAUUGACAUCUAGUGUGCUGUUGUGUGCGUCUGUCAGCCACAGCUCCACGGCACCCACACCCCAAGCUUACGAAACCUGAAAUAGUUGAAACUUGAAUAGUUGAAAAGUCGAAUUGUCGUUAUGUGAAAGCUUGAACAGCUAAAUGGUUUAAUAGUUGAAUACUUGAAUCGUUGAAUGCUUGAAUAGCCGAGUUGUUGUUACUUGAAAACUGGAAUAGUUGAAUAGUAGAAUGGGUUAAUAGUUGAGUAUUUGAAUCGUCGAAUGCUUGAAUAGUGAAAUAGUUGAAUACUUGAAUCGUUGAAUGCUUGAAUAGUUGGAUGCUUGAAUACAUGGUUGCUUGAAUAGUGGAUAUUCAAGUUUUCAAGUUUCAAGUAUCCAAUAAUUGAAUUUAAGUUUCAAGUCUGACAUGUAUUAUGUGACCGGACAAAGUGGUAUAUAAAAGUCAUGAGCAGCAUCAAACACAUCUAGUUACUUGACAUCCACGCAUCCUUAUCAAAAACAAUAACACAAAGAGAUGUGCAGCCAACAUUGAUUUUUCUUCUGAUAGCAUCUGUCGUCGGUGCAGUUCAGUCACAAACAUGGGUCGGUACUUACACGGCCAAUUCGUCGUGUAGCACAUCAUCUUGCUGCUGUUUAAGCGGAAACGUGGUAAUGACAGACACUUUGUUUGGUACCUAUUCAGUUAAGUCCAGUGUGAGUAGCAGAUGUGGUGGUUCUACCACAUUCUCAGGUACUGCUCGUACAAAUGGCUAUAAGGGGUGGGUUUUGAUAGGGGGCGAC
This is a messenger RNA of Rotaria sp. Silwood2, 2422 nucleotides long. The record is from the annotation of a GenBank genome assembly. Lineage: Eukaryota; Metazoa; Rotifera; Eurotatoria; Philodinida; Philodinidae.